Molecule: messenger RNA, 1950 nt
Organism: Lithohypha guttulata
Lineage: Eukaryota; Fungi; Ascomycota; Eurotiomycetes; Chaetothyriales; Trichomeriaceae
Exons: 1
Coding region: 1-1950 (649 amino acids)
Biological process (GO): carotene catabolic process
Molecular function (GO): carotenoid dioxygenase activity
Source: RefSeq, a predicted model, not a curated record
AUGCUGGAAGCCACCGUCCUACCGAAUCCUCGGAAGAGAAAACGAGACGACGUUCAUCCAUAUCUCAGCGGAAACUUCGCACCUAUUGAACGAACACUACCAUUAACGCCAUGUACAUGGUCGGGCGAGAUUCCGGAAGAGCUAUUUGGAGGAGAAUAUGUCCGCAAUGGAGGCAACCCAGUAUUGAACAAGGACUUAGGAAGAGACGCACAUUGGUUUGAUGGCGAUGGUAUGCUCAGUGGUGUCAGCUUCAGGAGGACCGACAAAGGAGUGCAGCCAGAGUUUGUCAACCAGUACAUCCUGACUGAUGUCUUCUUAUCGACACAAACAUCUAAGAACCUUACAAAACCAAUACUGCCCAGUAUUGCAACGCUCGUCAAUCCCGCCACAACUUUGCUCCAAGUGAUGUGUGCCAUAUUCCGCACCAUAUUCCUCGUUAUCUUAUCUCGAUUGCCUGGGUCGGUGCAGGCGAUCAAGAAGAUUAGUGUAGCUAACACACAUUUCAUCUUCCACGAUGGCCGAGGUUUGGCUACCUGCGAGUCUGGCCCGCCCAUGAGGAUCGCUUUGCCCAGCUUAGAAACUGUGGGCUGGUACAAUGGCAAGCGUGCUGAGGGCGAAUUAGGUGGUGAAGAAGGUACAGGGUUCGGAGGCAAAGGCAUAAUAGGAUUUAUGAGGGAAUGGACGACUGCUCACCCUCGAGUUGAUCCCAAGACGCAAGAGCUGAUCUUGUUUCAUUCCACCUUUGCACCUCCGUUUGUUCACUAUUCCACCAUCCCUUCGACACACCCACCUAUGACACCAAUCGCGCCUCUGGACAAGCCUACUCGCCUGCUCAAUGCACCAAUACCUGGCGUUUCGUCCGCGCGGAUGAUGCACGACUUUGGAGUUUCUUCUCGACACACUGUCAUUAUGGACCUUCCUUUAUCUUUGGAUCCUGUAAAUAUUGCCAAAGGCAAGCCACCUCUAAACUACGACGCCAAAGGAAGAUCAAGAUUUGGUGUUUUCCCUCGGCACCAACCGGAGCUCACGCAAUGGUUUGAGACCAAAGCAUGUUGCAUCUUUCAUACUGCCAAUACUUGGGAUGACAACUACAACGACAAGAUGACCGGAGUUGUCAAGACUUCUACCGUCAAUAUGCUGGCAUGCAGACUAACUUCCGCUUCUGUGGUCUACGCAGCCGGAAAUAUCGCCAUUCCCCCUUCGUCUUUGGUUGCGGCCACUGACGAGGAGGAACAAUGUCGGCUUUAUUACUAUCAAUUCGAUCUUGAAGAAGCAGGAAACAAGAUCAACUAUCAAUUUGGGCUUUCUGCGGUCUCCUUUGAAUUCCCAAGCACAAGCGAGGAAACAUCUAUGGGUCCUGCCAGAUAUAUCUACGGCUGUUCAGCAUCGGACACAACAUUCAACACUUCGCUUGGUAAAGCUAGCAAGAUCGAUUGUCUUGUCAAGGUUGACGCCGAAACACUAAUUCGACGAGGCAAAAAGGAUCCCGGCAUAACACCAGUGACCGGCUGUGUUGACAUGCGUAGUAUUACAGAGGUAAUGGCUUCGGAUGACCCCAAUGAUCCAAUACAGGUCUUUAAGCUCCCACCGAGGCAUUUUGCCCAGGAACCACGUUUCGUGGCCCAGAAAGGUGGUACACAUGAAGAUGAGGGAUGGCUCUUAACAUAUGUGUUCGAUGAAUCCCAGCUUGACGAAGACGGUGAAUGUACUGCGGAUGCCAAGUCGGAACUCUGGAUCAUCAACGCACGAGAUAUGAAAACUGUCGUUGGAAAAGUCCAUCUGCCGAUGCGGGUUACUUACGGCUUGCACGGAUCUUUUGUUGACGAAAAGAACAUCAUCAAUCAACGACCCGUCGAGACCAUACGGAGCAUGCACGUUAAUCAGGAACAAGAUGAAAGCAAUAGCGUAUGGAUGACUGUAAGGGGAGGUAUAGAAAGAUUUCUUGGGUAA